This is a messenger RNA of Orcinus orca (killer whale), 565 nucleotides long. It is a transcript of the gene C20H19orf85, whose product is annotated as chromosome 20 C19orf85 homolog. The coding region runs from base 101 to 565 and encodes 154 amino acids. The record is from RefSeq and is a predicted model, not a curated record. NCBI's taxonomy places the organism in Eukaryota, Metazoa, Chordata, Mammalia, Artiodactyla, Delphinidae. The transcript has 3 exons.
CUCUCUUCCUGUCCCCCCACCCCCCAGCCCUGAACCUACAGCUCUGGCUGCUCCUUGCCCCUCACAGAUUUGGGGGGAGCUACUCCAGAUCACCCUGGCCAUGCACCCCGGGGCUCCGUCAGCCUCUGGAAUCUCCGAGCCCGGCCCCCGGGAGCUGUAUGCCUUCGUGACUGGGGCAGCCGCCUAUGUGCUGCGCACCCUGCACCCCCGGCAGACCCAGCCCCCCAAAAGGAGGCCCAACCAUAGGAGGUUCCUUCACAACCAGAUCUGCAGGCAGUUUGCCAAGAUCGAAGCUGCCACCCAGCGCCUGGCCAUAUCCAUCCUGUCCCAGGAGGCACCUCCCCAGAGACCGCCACCCCAAAGGCCACCUCCACCACCUCCAUCCCCCUUCCUGGGGGUGGCCUGUGAUGUGGCCCCCACUGGCCCCAGCCUAAGUCUCGCUGCCCUUGACGCCUCUACCCACGACCACUUUGAGGACAUUGUGGUCCCCCCAGGGUUGCCGCCCACCUCGGGCCGCUCCUCCUCCUCCGGCCUCGGGCUCCCUCCACCCCGAGCUGCGUUCUGA